Physella acuta is the source of this 5858-nucleotide messenger RNA. RefSeq lists its product as uncharacterized. The record is from RefSeq and is a predicted model, not a curated record. Lineage: Eukaryota; Metazoa; Mollusca; Gastropoda; Physidae.
UGGUGUGCUAAGAAUUGUAGUUUCAGUUUCUCUUCUAGAUUCUAGAUCUAGCUGGACUAUUUGGAAUGUACAUAGUCUAACAUUAUAUUGCAAUACUAUAUGCAGCAAAGACUUCUAAAUAUAGAUCUAUUAAACCAAAAGUAGUGAAAGAAGUUCCAAGAAUUUUCUUAUGCAUUUGUUUUGUGAUUUUUCUUUGGUUUGGGACUAACUUAACUUUAAUAACUUUGCUACAGCAGUCUACUAAGGACAGUUCCAAACAAAAGGUUGUUCAAACUCUUCAGUUUGAACUUGUAAGUCUCAUUUGAAAAUGGAAGAGAUAAAAAAAGAAAUCCGAUCAAUCCUGAUCAGUGCAAAACAUGGUGUUUCUGAACAUGAUAUCUUAAAAGAUUACGACAUGCUGUUAUGUAAGCCUCUACCUUUCAGACAGCUGGGGUUUCCUAAUGCUGUUUCACUGCUCAGAGCUAUGCCUGAUGUCAUGAGGGAGGUCAGGGGAUCCAAUGGAGAAAUAACAUUCCAUGCAGUAUCUGACGCGUCCACAGCCCACAUCCAAAAACUUGUGAGCAAUCAGAAUUCAAAAAAAAAGAAAUCCAGAGGAAGGGGGGGCUACUCCUUUAGAGGGAGAACAUCUUAUGGAAGGAGCUAUGCAACUAAACCGGCGAAACCUCUGUACCCAUAUAGAGGACGAGGAGGGAGAAGAAUCCCUUACAGCUUUACUAUCCCUGGGAGAAGUGGGGAUGCCAGAAAACACUUCGACUCACCUCAUCAUUCUCACCACACAUUGAACACUCACACAGGAAUGUACACACACAACGCCUCUCACACACACACUGCCUUUCACACACAUGCUAGCGCUCACACACACAGUGGUAGCCACACACAUGCUGGUGCACAUUCACACGUUGGUACACAUUCACACGUUGGUACACAUUCACACGCUGGUACACAUUCACACGUUGGUACACACAGAGGACUACACACUAACUCAACCUAUGACCCAGCAUGUGGUGAAGAUAGACUGACGGACUUCCCAAAAAGUAAACAAGAACCUAGAAGUGUCAGCUUGAUCAACAGUGAUGAUGAUUCAGGUUCCAGACCUUUAUCCAGUCCAAUGCUAAAUUUAAAAAUUGAUGUCAGUGCAAGUGGUGACCGCCACAUCUCUGCAAACAACACAGAAAUAACUUCUCCCAAGCCUGAUCUCAGAACAGUAUUGAAUGAGAAACAUAACCAGAAGAGAAAUGACAAAAUAGACCUGAGGGACUACCUCAAUGAAAAACGCAGCAAACAGAGUCAGAGUGAAGUUAAAUCAUUUAUUAAAAGUAGUUUGCCACCCAGGUUUCAGAGGAAGCAACAGAAAGAAAAUGUUGUCCAACCAGAAGACAAAAAACUGGCAGAUAUGCAGAUGAAAGUAGCUGAAAGGAUCCCAGGGUACACUGAAGAAACUGUCCUACACACAAUUGAACAAAACUGGCAGCCCCCAAAAGAUGGGGCGCUGUAUCUGCAGACUUACAAUGCCUACUUUGAGAGCAGAGGUGAAAGGGUGCCUGAUAUAGAUAUUGUACCAGGGAAAUACAAUAAGGAGAAAGGUUUUUAUGGUCGGCUCCGCUACAAAGAAAAAAUGUAUUACCCCUUAGAAAUAUUGAGGACUGAACAAGAGGCUCGAUUCAGUGCAGCUAGGCUCUUUUGUGUCCAGAACAAUAUACCAUUGCUGUCGGAGGAGAGGAAAACAACAGCUCCCACCCCUUCUGUACAGGUGACCAGCAGCCAGCUCUACACCCCUCUCAAACCACAACCCAACCUGACUACCCCGCAACCCAGUCCAGCUGUACCAAGCAACCCGUCAACCCCACAACCUCACCACACUGCACCAUCCAACCCAUCAACCCCUUUGUCCAGCCACGCUACACCAGCCACCACACAGAACUAUGCACAGUGUCCCAUGGAGACAAUAGAGAAACUCUACAAGAUGAUGCCAGAAGCAGGUCUGUUUGUCAAGAUGGUUAAAUCCUUGUACGAGGACAAGUACCAUGAGCCUUUAGAGUGUGAUCCUCUUCUGGUUUUCACAAAUUGGAACAAUUAUUUUACUGUGGAUGCUGCAAUACAGAACCGCUACAUCGUGUACCCAGUCAAAAAUGCUUUCAGUAAUCAGGCUCAGUCUCCUUCACUUCAGCUGGAGGGAAAAGCUAAAACACAAUGUAUAGUUCAUCAUAUGCCUGCUGUUGGGUCUUCCCUUGAAGUGAUUUUUAGCUUUGCCUAUUCAGCUGUUGAAAUCUACCUGCGCAAGUCUCAGAUAGAGAACUUAGUUUAUGAAAUUGAAGAAAGUCUAAAUAGUUUCUGUCCAACGACACAACCACCAGCUUUAUCAACUCUGACAGCUGGUUCUCUUGUGGCAGCAUUCUAUGGGGAGGGCUGGUACAGGGCUAGUGUCAAGGUCACAGGACCACAGGACCAGGUUACUGUCUACUUUGUGGACUAUGGCAACAGUGAAACCGUUGAGCUGAAAGACCUGAGACCUCUGCCAGACGCUGACCUCCCUCGUAGUACCCCAGCUCUGGCCUUCAGGUGUGCAUGUAGGAAGACACAGGAUGGUGAGUGGAUUGAAGAUGUGGUUUCAGUGCUAGACAACAUCACACAGCAACAUACUGUUCUUAAAGCUUCCAUCAUAGAUCACAGUGGUGAUUGUUGUGUUAUUGACUUAUUCACACCUGAAGGCUCAUUAGUGAAUUCCAUGUUGAUGAAACCACCAGCUUCAGUGAAAACAAAGAAAGAGACAGACAGUAAACUAACACCCAGUUGUAUAGAUGAGAGCAGUGCUAAGUCAGGCAUCCAGCAGCUAAAUGGUGGCCAAUAUGAGGUACAACAGCCUACCACUUUAGUAGUACAACAGCCAACCACAAUGGUAGCACAACAGCCAACCACAAUGGUAGCACAACAGCCAACCUUGAAAACAGCACAGCAACAACCAACUGCAACAACAGCACAGCAACAACCAACCAUGGCAGCAACGUCUCACCAUAACAGAGGUCCCAGCAUUGACUCAGCCAUAACCACAGUGCCACUAUCUAAAGAAGUGAUAGCGUCUCAGGUGCCGACUUCAACACCUGCCGCAGGAUUAUCACAGCCUACUCCCAUGCAACCCACUGUGACUCCAUCACGACCCUUGGUGACCCCUAUGCAAACCCCUGUAACUCCUACACAAUCUCCAGUGACUCCUACUCAACCCUCAAUGAGCCGUUUGUUUGCAGAGGAUCCACCGCCCCUUGUUUUACCAGAGGAUGAUGAAUUUUCUGUGUAUGUGUGCAAGGUUGUGUCAGAAUGUUCAGUCAUCAUCAGGAUAGUGGAUGAAAACUACUCUGACAAACUUGAUGGGCUGGAGGAGAAGAUUGGCAGGAAGUUUAACCAGUGGCCUCAACCCAAGGAACUGAAGAAGACAAAUAUUUAUGCAGCUGUUUUCAUGCCUGAUGAUGAUGAGGAUUUUGAAGAGGAUGGGGAUGAUGACCCCAAUGAGUAUCAUAGGGUGCGCUUCAUCAAAGAGGAAAAUGGAAAAUGCUUGUGUUACCUACCAGACCACGGUGAUCAUGAAACAAUUGACAAGUCAAAUUUGAGAGAAAUUGAUACAAAGCUCAAUGUUUCACUCCCUUACCAGGCUGUAUUAGCCAAGUUAAGUGGCCUAGAAGAUAUCCCCUUAAAAUACCGCAGCUUUGCCACCAAGAUCUUGAUCAAGAUGCUCAUCACAGACUCCAUGCCUUUCUACGCUCUCAGGUCUCAGAAGGGCCCGGAGGAGCAACUAAAUAUUGAUGCACUUUUGAUCAAUCGCGUUAGAAAAAUCAUCAGCUGCUGUAGUGAAGUGGAUCCCAAGAAAGUGGCACAGGUGUAUGAAGAUAUCUAUAAAGAACAACUCAGUAACACAGAAGACAUUAUCAAACACAUACCUGGCUAUGGAUUCUGGGAUGAUUGUCUGGAGAUUUAUCUGAUUGACACGGAGCAAGAGAACGAGGAAGUGAACAUCAACACGGAGGUCCUAGAAGCCCUGGAGGACCUGGCCAGUGGCAAGGAUGUCAGGGAUGUUCUAGAGGAACUCUUUGGCUCUGAGGCCAGCUCCCUGACUGGCUCGGAGAAGAACCAGCUGAUGAGCAGUGAGUACAGCACCGAUGUGGACGAGGGUGAGCUGAGUGCGACCCUCUCCAGGCUGACCAGUGGCCCAGACACACAGGAACGUCAGGAUAGGGUCCAGAGCUAUGUGACACAGUCAGCCUCUAAAGCCUUGUACACCUGGGGCACAACACCUGUAGGCACACCUGACCCAGCCACACCUGUAGGCACACCUGGGCCAGCCACACCUGUAGGCACACCUGGCCCGUCCACACCCUCCCUGUCUGAUAAGUUUCCUGUCUACUGGAAGUACGAGGUGUUCAAGUCCACACCUGUCUACAUCAUGCAUGUGGAGAGCCCAUCUAACUUUGUGGCAAUCCCAGUGGAAAUGUUUGAGAAACUCAACAAACUGGAAGAAGCCUUGACCAAGACAUUGACCAUUUCUUGUUCUAAGCCAACAGCCCUGUCAGAAACAGAAGUGUAUGCUGUCAAGUGUGGGGACCUCUACAGCAGGGCCCUCUACAUAAAGCCACUUGGGGAAAUGGUUGGUUUCUACAUUUGUUCUGGGGAAAUGGUGAAGGUGUUUUUACCUGACCAUCACCGCUUUGAAGUAGUUGAUGAGGUCUAUGUUCUACCUGAAGAGUUUUAUUCCUUGCCAUUCCUGGCCUACAGGAUGAGACUUGGAGGUGUCAGCCCCCAGGAGAACCUGUGGAGUGAGGAGAGCAAGACGUGGUUUGUGGAGUCUGUGGCCAGGAAGUCCCUGUAUGCCAUCAUCCUAGGUGAGGACAGGACCACCAGCGCUGGCGUGGUGCCCAGCUCUCUGGUGGUGGAGCUGAUAGACACCAGUGGGGAUGACGACGUCAUCGUUGCUGAACACAUGAUACAAGUGGGCAUGGCUGACCUGGAGGCUGUCCGUGGAUAGGGCCGCACCUCCCCCACCCCAGUUGUCUUUCAUUGAUGCCAGUAGCUGCGUUCUGUGAUCCAAGUUGGGCUCAAAGUACUUGUGAUUCUAGUGGAGGGUUACAAAUAUUUCCUUGACAUUUCUCUAUACCAUUUUUAUACCUUAGAGGUGGUAUUUUGUAGUGACAAUAUUUUAUUCUGGAUUUCUUUUUGCAAAACAUAGAGACAAUGGCAGUCAGUUGGCUGCCAGUUGUAGCCUUAUAUUGAUAGUAUUGUGAGGAGGGGUCAAGUGGCACUAACUGCAUCACCUGGCCCUAAGUGUUGGUUAGUCAAGACAUUGGCUACACUUGUCUUGUUUAGGUCUAGUGUGGUGGUUUGAAGAGGAACAUCUCAACACACUUUUAUUGGAUCAGUUAAGCCUAGAACAAAUUUGAGUUUUUUCAUGUUAUACUUUUAAUAUUUCGUUACCUGUACAGUUACACAUUUUUGAUCCCUAAAGAAAUGUGAGUUGAGCUAAAUAGCCAGGGAGCUUAAAGCUCCUUUAGCCAAUCAGCACAAGAUGGUAGCAACAUUGUAGCAUCAACCAGCAUAAAACAGAAGAGCAGGGGAUCCACAUUAGGAUGGAGCCCACAUUAGGAUGGAGCCCACAUUAGGAUGGAGCCCACAUUAGGAUGGAGCCCACAUUAGGAUGGAGCCCACAGUCCAGUGUGGCCCAGUGGUGUGUCCAUGUUUCUCUAAUGUGGCCCCUGAUGAAGCUUCUUGUACUGGUUGAGGCUACCGUGAUGUCAAAUGUUUUUUAACCCUGUGACAAUGUUGAUAGAAAAUGUUACUGCUUUCUUUCUCGUGGAUUAAAGUUUGCUCUAGUUUUA